Molecule: messenger RNA, 545 nt
Organism: Eublepharis macularius
Lineage: Eukaryota; Metazoa; Chordata; Lepidosauria; Squamata; Eublepharidae
Gene: TOMM7
Product: translocase of outer mitochondrial membrane 7
Exons: 3
Coding region: 157-324 (55 amino acids)
Biological process (GO): protein import into mitochondrial matrix
Cellular component (GO): mitochondrial outer membrane translocase complex
Source: RefSeq, a predicted model, not a curated record
AUUCCCUGUGUGCCUCGCUACCACUGCCAUCUCUUUUUUUAAAUUUAAGCGGUUCAGAGAGGCAACCCCAUUAAGGCUUAGACGGGAAGUGAUCGUCAAGCGCGGGAGGAAAGGGUUUCCUUUUCCGUGCCCGUCCUCCGUGUAUCUCUCGCCGCCAUGCCGAAGCUGAGCAAAGAGACGAAGCAGCGGCUGCAGCACCUUUUCAAAGGCGGGCAGUUCGCUAUCCGGUGGGGCUUUAUCCCCGUUGUGCUCUACCUAGGCUUUAAGAGAGGAGCAGAUCCUGGAAUGCCUGAACCAACUUUUCUAAGUCUGCUUUGGGGAUGAAGGAUUUAACCAUAAUAUUCUGGAAGUAGCUGCUGAACAAAUAAAGUUGCUGAAGAUUUGUAUGUUCCUGAGGCUAGAGAGGACAUUUGUUGAACUUUUCCACUGGCCAGCACUUCCCAGACUUUGUUGAACAUGCUUGCAACACAAUGGAAUUUCUGUCAAUCUAAUUUAUUUGUGUCACACUUUCAUUUUCUACUGUCAAAAUAAAUGUUUUGUCUGAA